AUGCCUGCUCAGGCACACAGGCCAUCAUCCAGAAUAUUCCAUCGCGCACAUUUGUUGUUUUUCUGCAUCUGCACAAACAUUGCAAACUUCGAUUCUCUUCAUCUGCACCACCUUCGCGACUCGUCGGCCCCCGUGCUCAAGAUGACGAUGAACAACGCCUUUGGGACCCCCUCGUCCUUCAGCACCCCCUCUCAGCGUGAGAGAGAUCUCGCCGAUGAGCUCAAGGGCGCAAAGGAGGAGAUCCAGGCCAAGAAUCAACGUGAGCUAGAGCUUCUUUCUCAGCUCCUGGAGGCCAAGACUUGUCUCCUUCAGACUUCGCAGCAGCGAGAGCAGCGCCUCACAACCCAGUUCCAAAAGGUCAAGGCCGACCUCGAGACUACUCAGCAGCACGAAAAGACUCUUACCGCCCAGUUGGAGAAGUGGAAGUCUGACUGUGAAAAAGCCCAGACGCGCGAGAAGGAUACAGCCACGCAGGUUCAGUUGCUCAAGAAGACCCUCGACGCAACGAGGGAGCGUGAGGGGCUCGCCAACGCGGACCUGGCCAAGAUCAAGGCGGAACUCGGACUUUCCAAGACCCGUGAGAAGAACCUCAACAUCGAGAUUGAACAGCUCAAGCAGGACCUGGAGGCAAACAACGGACAGGCCCAGACUCCUGGCUUCAAGCGGGCUAGGACGGAUUCAUGGGGACCUCCAGCCCACACCCCAACGUCUUCGAAGAGGGGAGGAAGAGGAGGUGCUCACGGUCAAUUCAGAACCCAGUGA
Messenger RNA from Fusarium vanettenii 77-13-4, 762 nucleotides. RefSeq lists its product as uncharacterized. Bases 1 to 762 code for a protein of 253 amino acids. The transcript is spliced from 2 exons. NCBI's taxonomy places the organism in Eukaryota, Fungi, Ascomycota, Sordariomycetes, Hypocreales, Nectriaceae. The record is from RefSeq and is a predicted model, not a curated record.